Molecule: messenger RNA, 1299 nt
Organism: Penicillium canescens
Lineage: Eukaryota; Fungi; Ascomycota; Eurotiomycetes; Eurotiales; Aspergillaceae
Product: pyridoxal phosphate-dependent aminotransferase
Exons: 1
Coding region: 1-1299 (432 amino acids)
Biological process (GO): biosynthetic process; amino acid metabolic process
Molecular function (GO): transaminase activity; pyridoxal phosphate binding
Source: RefSeq, a predicted model, not a curated record
AUGCCCCAAUCAUUCCUCUCAACCCGCGCCCAAACAGUCGUCACCAACGAAUCCACCAAUCCAUUCCACGAAGUGACAAAAGACUCAUGGAACCCAACCACAAACCCAACAGGCUACAUAAACGUCGGCAUAGCUGAAAACACCCUAAUGCACACUGCCUUCCUAAAAUACAUAAACAAACCCCUGGCCCUCCCAGCCAAAUACCUAACCUACAACGAAGGCGGGUCAGGCUCAACACGCCUAAAGAACUCCAUCGCGGCAUUCCUAAACAAACACCUGAAGCCAGCAACCCCACUGCAGGCCAGCCAUCUCCUGCCCACAAACGGCCUUUCGUCUGCCCUCGAGCAUGUUUCUUGGUCAUUCGCUGAUCCAGGUGAAGGGAUUCUCCUCGGAAGGCCGUAUUACGGCAUGUUCAUCCCCGACUUAUCAUUGCGGAGUGGAUCUGUUGUUGUACCUGUUAAAUUCGACGAUGUUGAUCCGCUGGCGAUGGAUGCCGUGGGGAAAUACGAAGAAGCGAUAUUGGAUUUUCAACGGCGGACGGGGAAGAAUGUUAAAGUGCUUAUGUUGUGUCAUCCUCAUAACCCGCUUGGAAGGUGUUAUCCGCGUGAUGUGCUCGUGGCGUUGAUGCGGUUGUGUCAGCGGUAUCAGAUUCAUUUCGUUAGUGAUGAAAUCUAUGCGCUGUCUGUUUUUGAGAAUGGGGUUGAUGAACGACCUCCGGCUGUGCGCUUUGAGUCUGCUUUGUCGGUUGAUUUGACCGGUAUUAUUGACCCCAGGCUUGUGCAUGUGCUUUGGGGGAUGAGUAAGGAUUUCGGUGCGAAUGGGAUUCGACUUGGUGUUAUUAUCUCGCAGGCGAAUCGCGAUGUCCAUUUUGCUUUGGGGGGUAGUACGCUUUACUCUUCCAUUUCCGGGUUGACGGAUCAUCUUGUUUCGGUUAUGCUUCAGGAUUUCGAGUUUACGGAUUGGUAUAUUCGGAGGAAUCAGGAGUUGUUGGCUGAGGGGUAUGCGUAUGCGACUACUUAUUUGAAGGAUCAUGGGAUUGAGUAUGCGACUGGGUGUAAUGCUGGGUUCUUUGUUUGGAUGGAUCUGGGGAAGAGGUUUUGUGAGUUACAUCCUGGGGAGAGUGAGGGUGGGGAUAUUGGGGAGAAGGUUAUGCAGCGGCUUUUAAAGAAGAAGGUGUUUUUGGCGAAUGGGGCUUUUUGUGGGUCUGAGAGGGAUGGGUGGUUUCGGAUUGUUUUUACGCAGGGGGAUGAGCUUUUGAGUGAGGCUCUGGCGAGGAUUGUUGCUGCUCUUGAGGGAUGA